This is a messenger RNA of Trematosphaeria pertusa, 915 nucleotides long. RefSeq lists its product as uncharacterized. The record is from RefSeq and is a predicted model, not a curated record. NCBI's taxonomy places the organism in Eukaryota, Fungi, Ascomycota, Dothideomycetes, Pleosporales, Trematosphaeriaceae. Bases 58 to 915 code for a protein of 285 amino acids. The transcript has a single exon.
CCCCUGUUGUCGCAAAAUGGAGCUACCACCAAUCACAUACUUCUUCCCCGAUGCGCCAUGCUCAAGCACAAGCCCAACCUCAACAUCAAGCUCCAACUUAAACCACGCCAUUCCGCCUCAAAGCAGCAGCGUGGAAAGCAGUGCCAGGAGCUCAAGCACAAGCUCCAGCAAAAGCGCAAGCGCAGACGCAGGCACAAGCGCACCUUCCCCCUAAACCACCCGCUUACCCUCUCCGAACUCGAGCAACUCCUCCGCCACAUCCCCAAAAAAGUACCCAAGGAAAAGCUCGAAAUCCACUACGCCGCCAACAUCCCGCUGCACGACCCGGACAGCCAGAUCCGCGACUUCAACACGUACACGAUCCAGCAGCAGCUCGAGAAGGAAACCGAAGUCCGCCGCGCCUUCGCGGAAACGCAUGCCAGAAUGCAAGCAGGCGACGAAGCCGUGCCCAUCGAGAACCCCUACAAGGAGAACGGGUACUGGGUCCUGUACAGCUCCGAGUACUUCACGCGCUAUCUCGUGCGCGACAUCGACGUGCUGGAUUUCGAGCGCUGCGGCGGGGACGGCAUGCUGUGCUUUCACCGGGAGAAGAGGGUGUGCGUGGGCCAGAUUCCGCGGCGCAAGGAGGAGAAGUGGGGGACGGUUAGUGGCGCGAAGGAGCUUGAUGGCUGGUUUGGGCGGCGUCUGGUGGCCCUGAAGACGGCGCAAAGAGAGCCUAUUGUUUUGGAGACGGGAGCCCCGGUGGGAGAGGUCAGGGUGUGGUUUGCGGCGGGCGGGUAUCUGAAACUGCAGGCGGAUCUGAGUCAGGGGGCGGGGAGGCCUGUGGUGGUUACGUGGUGGGAGAUUCAGCAGACAGAGAGGCGGAAGGCGGCGGAUUUGGCGGCUUGGAGGGAGAGGACGGAGGCCGAGGAGUAG